AUGUUUGGCCUAUAUUUGGAUUGUGAAAAUAAUUUAUCGCGUCACAUUUGUGAGAGGCUCUAUUUAAAUUCAACGAUGACGGAUAUAAAAUUUGAAUUCAUCACCAAUACGGGCGGUCCUAUUGAGGUUCCAGCGCAUAAAUUCAUAUUGUCAUGUGGUAGUUCCGUAUUCGAUUCCAUGUUCAAUGGUCCUUUAAAACUUGAAACUGAUAAAAUUCCCAUAGACGAUGUCUCAGCUUCUGCAUUCAAAGAAUUUUUGCAAUUUUUCUAUCUGGAUGAGGUGCGCUUAACGCCAAAAAACAUAGCCGAAGUGGUGAAACUGUGUAAAAAAUUCAAACUCCACGAUUCGAUAACAUCGUGUGCGAAUUCAUUGCGGGGCACAUUAGUAAUCGACGAUAUGUGUUGGGGCUAUGAAAUUGCAUUGGCGCUUGAAGAACCAACCCUAAUCCAGUAUUGCGAAGAAAGAAUCAAGCAAAAUCCCAUCGAAAUAUUUGAAUCAGAAAGCUUCAUCCAAUGCUCUUACAAUGUGUUGAACAAAAUUCUUGACUUGCUACUGUUGGAAUGUGAUGCAGAGCAAAUUGUAAUGGCGUGCAUGAAGUGGUCUAAAGCCGAAUGCGCGCGCGCCAAAAUACUUCGAACACCGAAAAAUCUACGAAUGUCACUGGAUGACGCGUUCAGUCGCAUCCCAUUUGAGCGAAUGACGCUGGAGCAAUUUGUAAGAUUCAAUAUUUUGUGCAAAAAGAUGUUGACAGACGAUGAAAUAAAUAUUAUCAACAAUAAAAUCUUGGGAGUCCCUGUUGAAGAAGAAGUAUCGUCAUUUGAAACUAUUUUCGAGUGCGAUCGUCAAAUGCCGGAAACAGAGGAUUUGAGCUACAAUUUUGGCAGCGAUAUAUUUACAGCUUUUUCGACCAAUAAACAAGUGUUGAUGAAAGAAUUUUCAGCCAAAUUGUACGGUACAGCAAAGUAUGACAGUGAGAUUUGCUACGAUGUAAGCAUGAAGUGUUUGGAGUAUUCGACGAAAUUGAUAUCGGGACUGGCUACCAUUGUGAAAGGAUGCGAUGAACUUCAUAUUAUUUUGCCACAACCUGUGAUUAUCGCGGCUGAAAAAUUACAUUUUAUCAACGUUUAUACGUGGCCAACAGAUUGCAUCGAUUUUUCGAAUGAAAGUGUCAUGCAACCAAAGCUUAGGAAUCGAAUUCAAAAGGGCGACCUGAAAAUUAGCUUUAGAACAAAUGCACAGUUUGACAGCGACUCGAUUACACGUGUGAUUUUUGAAAAGUCUAAACUUCAUGAUGAAAUUUGGCGAGAAAUCGAUUAA
Messenger RNA from Contarinia nasturtii (swede midge), 1317 nucleotides. RefSeq names its product BTB/POZ domain-containing protein 1-like. Lineage: Eukaryota; Metazoa; Arthropoda; Insecta; Diptera; Cecidomyiidae. The transcript has a single exon. The record is from RefSeq and is a predicted model, not a curated record. Gene Ontology annotation, molecular function: protein binding. Bases 1 to 1317 code for a protein of 438 amino acids.